AUGGCCUCACAAUCCUAUGGCUCAGUCGCGAGCGCGAGCCUCCGACAAACCUCCCAAUCCGAUGCGACCCCCAACUUCCCCAAUGCGUCCCGCGCCCCGGGCUCCGUUCCUCUCGCCGAACUCUCCGCCCAAGUCCAAUCGCUCCUUUCUCAGAUCAGCGCCCAGAAUGUGCGUCUCUCCAGCACUCUCUCCCAAUUCAGCGACGAGAUCCUCCGCAGCGGCGGCCGGCUCGCCUACGAAGUGGAAGUCCUGCGCGGCGAGGCCAUUGGGCUCUCCGAGACCCUCACGGAGGUCUUGCGCGACGACAUCCAGAAGUUUGUCCCCGCCGAAGCCGCGGACACUCGCAAGGACCGCGCGCAGGUGGUUGAGGACGAGACGCCUACGGAGGAGGGGGAAGUAGAGGGCGGGACGGAGGAGAAAGAGGCCGAGGCCCUGGACGACCCGGUCUACAUUACGAACCUGCGGACGCUGAACAAAGUGCGGUCCCGGCUGGAGGACGUGGUGCAGACGUUUGGCGAUGCAAUGGAGUGGCCGCUGCCGCCGUCUGAAACGUCCUUUUCAUCUUCUUUUAUCUCGGUUUCCGGGCCCGAGAUCGGCAUUGAAGGGUCGGACCAGGAGGAGAAGGGGCAGCAGGUAAUGAAGAAGCUACGGACUGAGGUCAUUGAGCUUCUGGAUAGCAAUGGCGGUGGGCGUGCUGGGUUGGAAGCUGCUAGCCAGCGGGUGGAGACGCUGAGGAAUCUGGCGACGGUGUGGCGAGGGACUGCGGAGGACAAGGCGCGGCAGCGCUUUGUGGAUAACCUUGGGCGACUGGUUGAUGAGCGGAGGCGCACUCUGGAUCACCAGCAGGCUAUGGCCGAGCAGAGUCAGCGUGCUAAAUCGAGGUCGGAACAACGGAGUGACUAUGAGCGGGGUCCGUCGACGGGAGGCUUCUUGCAGAGGCUGAAGGAGGAGAUCUACUUGGAAUAA
Messenger RNA from Penicillium chermesinum, 966 nucleotides. RefSeq lists its product as uncharacterized. The coding region runs from base 1 to 966 and encodes 321 amino acids. NCBI's taxonomy places the organism in Eukaryota, Fungi, Ascomycota, Eurotiomycetes, Eurotiales, Aspergillaceae. The transcript has 2 exons. The record is from RefSeq and is a predicted model, not a curated record.